AGGCCGCUUAGUUCGCGGAGCCUUGUGGGUAGCCGGCCAGGAGUCUCCUGGCGACGACGAUGGCCGGGGACGUGGGUGGUCGCAGCUGCACCGAGUCGGAGCUGCUGCUGCACCCGGAGCUGCUGUCCCAGGAGUUCCUCCUUCUCACCCUGGAGCAGAAGAACAUAACUGUUGAAAGUGACGUAAGAAUAAACAAAGACAACCUCACUGAUCUGUAUGUCCAGCAUGCAAUCCCCUUGCCUCAAAGAGAUUUGCCAAAGAACAGGUGGGGGAAAAUGAUGGAACAAAGAAGAGAACACGAGAUAAAAAGUGAGACUAAAAGGAGUAGCACUAUAGAUGGGUUGCGGAAAAGACCCCUCAUUGUGUUUGAUGGAAAUUCAACAAGUACCAGCAUAAAAGUGAAAAAGACAGAGAAUGGAGAUAACGAUCGCCUCAAGUCUCCUCCUCAGGCCAGUUUCACCAGUAACGCCUUUCAAAAAUUACCAAAUUCCCCCCCUUCUGUUGUUCUACCCCUAACUUUGUCUUCUACUUUGCCUACGAACAAUAAAAUGGACCACAGUCAUAGUGACACUAAACAGAACCAUGACUCCACACUUAGGAAAAGUCCUUCAGGCUCCAUGAAGUCACCACCCUUGUCCCCUGCUGCAACUACUCCAGUGAAGUUAAAGAGAGCUGCUCCGAAGGAGGAAGCGGAGGCCGUGAAUAACCUGAAGCCACCAGAAGCAAAGAGGAAGAUACAGCAUGUCACAUGGCCGUGAGGAAACGUUUCCAAAAAUGUAAAUAUAAUUGUAAUUGUAGGUUUUCAAACAGGUUCACAUAAUACUGACCGUAUUUACAGAGAUCCUGAUUAUUAUGACAUUUUCUUAAGAAGUUUAAAAUUAGGUUAAAAACUACUCUUCUCCUUUUUGUUCAUCCCCUUUCCCCCCUUUUUUAAACUAUUGCCUUUCAUGCUAUGAUUAAGAAAGAAUUUUUUUAAGUAAGUGAUAUGAUAUAAGUCAUUUAUAUUUGCCUUAGUCAUAUCAUUAGUUGCAAGUCUGGCAUAAAGCAUCUGAUGAAUUUUAGAAAUCCUUAGUUUCAGUGUUUUGGGGGAUUUGAGAUUAAAAAUAAACAAAAAACCUAAAGUAUUUUAGUACAGAAAUCUUGUUUCUUUUCCCAAGGAAAGUAAAAGAAAAGGCCAUCACAGUAUCAUAGUAAAUACUGCCAAACUGAUCCUCAAGGUACACCAAGAGAAGCAUAUUUGUGGUAUUGGCAGAAAACAGUUGAGGAAAUAGAGCUAAAAUUGACUAUUUUCUAAGUGUUCACACUGCCGCUUCUCAUAAGAAAUCCAUUGGGAAAUCUGUGCUUCCUCUUGCUUCUGCCCUUGAAGUUAGAACAGAGCUGAUUCCUUAGGCGCUGAGUGAUCAGCUUUACACCUGUUCACUUCUAGGAUAUUUUUGUCACAUACAGUCCUGCCUAUUGCGCCUGUGAGCCAUCUGAUCUCAGUCUGAGUUGGGCUGUCAUUCCCUUCUAAGAGCUUAGUCUUGCCGCAGUGAAGCUGGCUUAAAAAUCUUCAGGUAACGUAAUCAUGGCAGAGGUGUUGUCACCAGACAACAGGAAGUGGGAAGGAAGCACAGGGUGGAUUCUAGAUCUUAAAGCAGUGACGCAGAGCUAGCAUAGAGUGAGGAAGAGAUGCCACAUUUGAGGUCUCGGCGGGGGACAGUGUAAGCAGAAUACCGGUGAGGCUCCCCACUAAUGGAACACGCUCUCCCACAAAACUGUCACACACACAGGCACCUGGUCAGAUUUAUGUUUAUUUUUGUGAAAAUGCUGUUACCAUUUCAGUCAUAAAGUAAAAGUUGAUAGGAACUCGGGUGUCCCUUACAUGCAUUGGUUCUGGUGUUCCCCUUUCUAACCAAGUACUGAGAGAACUUUAUACUUUUGUCAUUGUGUGAUUAAAGUUCAAAUUGAGGCUGUUUGCCUUUUUAAUAUACUUUAGAGGAGUAGCAUCCCUCUCUUGAUUUGUUAAAAUAGCAUUUUAGUUCAGCUACUGGAUAGCCUUACAAGACAUUCAGCCUUGCGGGUAAAAAAUAAAUAAAAACUUUAACCUUACAAUUUAUUGCCACUCUGCCUUCACCUCCACUGUAAAUCUGUACAUAUCAAACUGAUACACACUAAGUGUCCCAUAAAUAGUUAAUGUUUCUGCAACUUGGCAAAUGUAUAGUUACCUGCAGGGCUGACAACUGUGAACAUAUAUGUAACUAUAUUGAGGGAGGUCUUUUUUUUCUUUUUUUUUUUUUAAGUGCAGAUUUUUGGUCAGAAUGACAAAUUAUAUUUUAUAUUCAGUGGUCCCCUCUGCUUCCAUCUGCAUUGCUUUCUUAGGUAAGAGUUCGCCAUUUGACAUUUAAGUCAGUGGAAACUUUGACUUUGAAAUUUUUCAAUAAACUUAAUUUUUAAUUUCUGGAUUUCA
Messenger RNA from Erinaceus europaeus (western European hedgehog), 2446 nucleotides. RefSeq names its product chromosome 3 C2orf49 homolog (gene TSLIG2). Gene Ontology annotation, biological process: embryonic morphogenesis. Gene Ontology annotation, cellular component: tRNA-splicing ligase complex. NCBI's taxonomy places the organism in Eukaryota, Metazoa, Chordata, Mammalia, Eulipotyphla, Erinaceidae. The coding region runs from base 60 to 758 and encodes 232 amino acids. The record is from RefSeq and is a predicted model, not a curated record. The transcript has 4 exons.